This is a messenger RNA of Sinocyclocheilus anshuiensis, 891 nucleotides long. Its product is annotated as calphotin-like. The record is from RefSeq and is a predicted model, not a curated record. Lineage: Eukaryota; Metazoa; Chordata; Actinopteri; Cypriniformes; Cyprinidae. The transcript is spliced from 3 exons. Bases 43 to 570 code for a protein of 175 amino acids.
ACUCCAGAGCACAGGGCUCCGGCCCCUGACCAGAGUCCAGUGAUGGCUCCAGCCCCUGACCAGAUUCCAGUGAUGGCCCCAGCCCUUAUCCCUAGUUCUGUGCCUGCUCUCGUCCCCGAGUUCAGCCCAGUGCCCGCUCUUGUCCCUGAGCACAGCCCAGUGCCUGCUCUCAUCCCAAAGCUCAGCCUAGUAAACUUUCAACUGCCAGAAACCUCAAUUAACAGGGGAACCAAGUCAGAAUCUCCAGCAAUCAUGAGUGCUAGACCAGAGUCUCCUGAGGUCAUAGCCUACAGGCCAGUACCCAGUCAGAUUGUUCCCAGCCUGGAGGAUUCAGAAUCCCUUCUGUCACGGAUUGUUCUCCCGGUUACGACAGUAGCCAUACUGUGUGUUUGGGCCGCACACUGCCCUACCACUCGUAGCGAAGUAGAGGUGUUAGCUCCCAGUUUGCCUGUCUUCUGUGUCCUGGCCACAGCAGCCAACGGAAUCUCCUGUUCUCCUAUCUCCUGUCUGUCGAGACCAGCCCUCCAGACACCCGUCUCUCGGCCAGCCCUCCAGAUGCCCGUCUCUUAGCCAGCCCUUCAGACGUCCAUCUCUCAGCCAGCCCUCCAGACUCCCGUGACUCAGCCGGCCCUCCAGAUGCUCGUCACUCAGCUGAUCCUCCUCACGGUCCCGUCACAAUCCCCAGUCACCAGUCCAUUCACUAUCCUCUAUCAUAGUCACCAGUCCAUUCACUAUCCUCAGUCACCAGCCCAGUCCACUGGGAACUACAUUUCCCAGCAUCCCUUCUGGCCAACACCUGCACUCACUCAGCCAUCACCACACCUGCCAUAGAUGAUCUCAUCAAGCCCUGUAUAAGAGCAGUUACUCUCCACUUCCUGGUCUUGUCUGGUC